Messenger RNA from Ilex paraguariensis (yerba mate), 1254 nucleotides. The record is from the annotation of a GenBank genome assembly. Lineage: Eukaryota; Viridiplantae; Streptophyta; Magnoliopsida; Aquifoliales; Aquifoliaceae.
AUGCCGGAACUCUUCACCGACAACGAUCAAAAUUCCACCUGUAGCCCCUCUUCACUGAGAAAGAUCUCUCUCUUUCUUUACGUCAUCAUGCUUUCUUUUCUCUCUCUCCAACCUUCCACCACCAUUACCCGCUCUUCCCUCUUUUCCUACCCCCGCCGCCGCCACCGUCACUCUAUAUCUCCACCGCCACCUCCUCACUUCCCACUCACCACCAAAACUCCUUUCCGCCACCACUUCCAAAUCCGCUCUCUAGACGCUGCCCAAACCAACCACUUCGAGACCCAAAUCUUUGACCGCUUUGCCAAGUCCACCAAGCUCAAAAUCGCCAUCGUCGGUUUCGGGAACUUCGGCCAAUUCCUCGCCAAAACUCUAGUUCGACAAGGCCACACAGUCCUUGCCCAUUCCCGAUCCAACCAUUCCAAAAUCGCCCAAAACCUCGGCGUCUCCUUCUUUCCCGACCCUCACGACCUCUGCGAAGAACACCCAGAAAUCCUUCUCCUCUGUACCUCAAUUUUCUCCACAGAAAAUGUCCUUCGAUCAUUGCCUCUACAAAGACUCAAACGCAGUACCCUCUUCGUAGAUGUAUUAUCAGUCAAAGAAUUUCCAAAAAAUCUAUUCCUUCAAAUCUUACCAUGUGAUUUUGACAUCUUAUGUACCCACCCAAUGUUCGGACCUGAAAGUGGAAAAUAUAGUUGGAAUGACUUACCAUUUGUGUAUGAUCAAGUUCGGAUUGGUAAUGAAGAUUCAAGGGCUAUAAGAAUUGAAAGAUUUCUUGAAAUAUUCAAAAAAGAAGGGUGUAGAAUGGUGGAAAUGAGCUGUGCAGAGCAUGAUAAAUACGCGGCAGGGUCACAAUUCAUUACACAUACAAUGGGAAGAGUUUUGGAGAAGUUGGGAUUGGAGACUACGCCGAUUAAUACAAAAGGGUACGAGACAUUGUUGAAUUUGGUCGAGAAUACUGCCGGUGAUAGCUUUGAUUUGUAUUAUGGGUUGUUUAUGUACAACAAAAAUGCGAUGGAACAGUUAGAAAGGUUGGAUUUGGCGUUCGAGUCCUUGAAGAAGGAAUUGUUUGGGCAUUUGCAUGAUGUUUUGAGGAAGCAGUUGUUUGGGAAGGCCGGGGGCAUAGAGGUGUCGGGGGAUAGGCCGGUGUUGGCGAAGCUACCGGUUUUGGAGGAUAGGCCGGUGUUGUCGAAGCUACCGAAGAAUGGAGCUGCAUUGCCAGCUCCGGCAGACACUGUGAGAAUCCAAAACAAUUAG